Messenger RNA from Lodderomyces parapsilosis, 822 nucleotides. RefSeq lists its product as uncharacterized. Gene Ontology annotation, biological process: double-strand break repair; single strand break repair. The coding region runs from base 1 to 822 and encodes 273 amino acids. NCBI's taxonomy places the organism in Eukaryota, Fungi, Ascomycota, Pichiomycetes, Serinales, Debaryomycetaceae. Gene Ontology annotation, cellular component: nucleus. The record is from RefSeq and is a predicted model, not a curated record. Gene Ontology annotation, molecular function: single-strand break-containing DNA binding; mismatched DNA binding; single-stranded DNA binding. The transcript has a single exon.
AUGAAAUUGCAUAAUAAAAAUCUUUUCAAUUUGUCAUAUUGUUCUUCGAUCGACAUGAGCUUCGCCAAUGCGUUCCAAAAAAUUAUCGAUCAACCUGAAAAGUUUGACUCGGUGCUAUUCCACGAUGAGAAUGUAGUAAUUAUUAAAGAUAUGUUUCCCAAAGCCGUUCGUCACUUGUUAGUAAUACCUCGUCACCCCGAUGUCACUCACCAGCACCCAUUGGAUGUAUUCAACUCAAAUUACAAGGAUUUCACUGGCGAGGAAUCUUAUAAGAUGAUAGAAGAGUACGUGGACAGGGCCAAAAAUUUGAUAGCAGAUAGCUUGCGUGAAAAGUUGGGUGUUAAAGAUGACGCGCUGGUUCAAGAAUUGAGAAAUAAUUUUAUCAAAGCUGGGGUGCAUUCAAUACCCUCGUUGAACAAUUUACACAUCCAUGUGAUUACACAGGACUUUCACUCACCAAGACUAAAGAAUAGAAAACACUACAAUUCAUUCACCACCAAGUUUUUUGUCCCCUUUGAUCAAUUGAAUCCCUUGUAUAAUGAGGUUUACAACCGUUUAAUUAAUCGGAAUGACAAUUUUGAUUCAGCAUCAGAGACAUCUUCAGCGGAAGUACAAGACUCGGAUCAAUCCGAAUUUACAAGACAUACAAGGUCAGUAGUUGUGUUGGAGAAUAUUAUCAAAUCAACACCUCUCAAAUGUACUAUAUGCCAUAAAACGUUUGGUAACUCGAUGGUUAAAUUAAAAGACCAUUUAAGUGAGGAAUUCGAAAAGAAAUUCUCAGCUUUAGGAAAUCCGGAAAAUCUAACAAUAAAUGACUUUUAG